AAAUGAGCAAGGGAAACUCAAAAGCCCGGUAUGUAGGUGUCUCCCUCAUUAAUUAGUCUUCUUGCUUCCAGGAAUUCUUCACCAUUAUUACUUAAGUCUCAUCUUAAUUAAGCUGUGACCUGCUGUCCUUCAGCUUCUUGAAGACUUGGUGUAAGAUUCGUACCUUCCAAGGGAGUGACCAUGGACUCCUUUCCAAGUCAGUGGGGAGAAGCAUAAAUUGCAUCAUCUAAAAUAGUCUGGACUUCCUGUUCCCUAGAAUAACUUGCCUCCUCCUCUGAACUUUGAACUCAGAAAAUAAUCUUCAAAUGUUGAAGAAAGAAAGGUGUUUUGAGUUCAGAGGUGUAAAUCCAGCAGAGAUCUAUUCUGUAAAGAUUCCGCAUGCUUUUAAAGCAACUGCUGUGUCAGGGAAGAGGAAAAAGUUUAAGGGAGAGAAACCAAUACCUGUUGCAUCCUCCUUAUGAGAGCUGUUGGUUCAGAAAUGAAAUGUUAGGCCAUGCUUGCUGGACCUCCCACAGACCUUUUCCAAAUUACCUGCUUACCUAGAGACAUCCUGAUAAAACCUACAGUCAGUGGUACUUAGGACAGUCAAAAUAUUUAAAUAAAAACAUCAGUAAAACAACCAAUAAAUUUCUGAGUUUCCACAUUUCCAGUUUCACCCCCAAGGCUGAGUCCUCCUAAAUGGAAAACUCAAUCCAGGCAGGUCAGAACCAAAUAACCAUCAUUUAAGUUGGACUUUUCUCACUCCCACUACAGUAGAGCCUUUGUCUCACUGCUUCUGGUUACAGCAGUGGCCACAUAAAUUAAUGAUUCAUCACUUUCCAACCUGCACUCUUCUCAUGCAGAAGACACAGGAUGACUUUCACAAACAUCCUUAACACCUACAAGACCUCAAAAUGCACAGGUGACUACAAUAUUAAUUAGAUCAUGCUGACCUCAAAGAGGCUGAAGGAUCACAAGUUCUGGAAAGGCCUGUUUAAAGAAACAAGCUUUGAAACUCCCUCAAAUUUUGGACAGCCUCAACUCUGCAAGAGAUUUAAGAAUGAAUUAUCUGGAUCAAACUUCCCACAUAAAGCAUUUUAUUAUUUUAAAAUGGAGAAUGUGGUGGGGGGAAAAGAAUCAUGUAGCAAUAUGACAGGAGAUCAGAAAUGUUUCGGAUUGUUCUGGCAAGGACUCUCCUGCUCUAGAGAGUCUGGUAGUUUCACCCAAUGCUUCCCAGAACCCCAGAGAUCAGGGGGCGUUCCUUAUGUCGCUCCAAGGAUGACAUUUUAGGAACAUGAAGUUUUGACAUGGAUUGACACAUCAUUAGUGGUAUUUUGAAAAACCAGCACCAUUCAGUCUUACUGCUACACUGACCUUCUGGUCUGUGCAUAUACUCUCCAAUCAAGACAAAACAGACCAAAAAGCACAUAAGACAGACAUAACCUCUGGAGUAACUGUGGUAACUGUUCCCAUGAUCGUGUUCAUGGGAUCCUUUUGGAGACGGUGCCAGGCGCAGGCUGUGUUGGACACCCUGCCCUCGGCCUCACAACAGUAACCUGCACACAGUCGCUGAGAGCUCCCCUUCGGUAACGAGGGAUUCCCUGGCAAGCAGGACGUUACGGCAGGGCUGCAAGCCAGGACAUCGGGCUCGUCGAUGCUCAUCCUCUCCUGGCCAACAAGAAGGGCCAGCAAAACCUGGGGGAGUGUGGGACACAGAGACACAGAAGAAGCCCCACGUACCCGGGAGGCCUCCGCCUCCUCACAGCGCCCUCCCUUCCAUCCUGCCCAAGGAAUCCGAGGACGUCACUUGAGGAGGACGCAAUGCAAUUCAAGGAGCAGCACGUGUUAUGUCUGACUAAACUGUGCCGGGAAUGUGCUGCUGUCCACACUCUCCCGACAUCUCUGGGAAAAACGCUUCAUGCAGCAGCACAAGACUCACAACAACGCACUGCACUGCACGCCUUCCCCGGGCUGCAGGCUCCGCGUUUGCUGGGUGGGGCGAGGGCGAGGAGGAGGCGGAGGAGGAGGCGGGGAAGGAGGGGAAGGAGGUGAAGGAGGUGAAGGAGGAGGCGGAGACAGCGGCGGCGCCGCUCCCGCCCCUCCGCGGCGCUGCCAGCGCGGAGCUGCUGCCCGGCUGGUCCCGCCCCACCAGCCGGGAACCUCCUUUUCCGCCGGGAAGGCGACGCAGCGCUGCCCAAGAUGGUGGCGGGAGGGCUGUGCCUGUGUGGGCUCCUCAGAUUGCUGUGCUCAUUGUUACUCCCUGCAUUGUUUCUAAGUGGAAUUUUGUGCAUCUGCUUGGUGCUACUACUUUGUGGAGUACGGCUCUGGAUACAAAGGAAGAAACAGUUGAGCUCAGCAGGAAGAGAUGGGAAGCGGCCACUGCUGGUGGCAUUUUUUCACCCCUAUUGCAAUGCAGGAGGUGGAGGGGAGAGAGUCUUGUGGUGUGCCAUAAGAACGCUCCAGAAAAAGUACAGAAAUGUAACAUGUGUUGUUUACACUGGUGAUAGAGAUGCCACUGGAGAAGAAAUAGUAGAAGGCGCUUUCAGAAGAUUCAAUAUUAAGUUAAUCCAUCCUGUGAAAUUUGUAUUUCUACAAAAACGCUUCCUUGUGGAAGCUUCUCUUUAUCCUCACUUCACUUUGCUGGGACAAAGUUUAGGAUCAGUGUUCCUUGGCUGGGAAGCUCUUCUAAAGUGUGCUCCUGAUAUUUAUAUUGACUCAAUGGGUUAUGCCUUCACAAUUCCCCUCUUCAAAUACCUGGGAGGUUGUCGCGUUGGAUGCUACGUCCAUUAUCCCACAAUCAGCACGGAUAUGCUCUCUGUGGUGAGGAACCAGGAUACCAGGUUUAACAAUGCUGCCUUCAUUACAAGCAGUCCUCUCUUCAGCAAAUUUAAACUUGUCUACUACUACUUCUUUGCUUUCAUGUACGGGUUGGUUGGUUCCUGCAGUGAUGUGGUUAUGGUGAAUUCUUCUUGGACACUGAAUCACAUCCUUUCCCUCUGGAGAGCUGGGGCUUGCACUAGUGUUGUGUAUCCACCAUGCGAUGUUCAGGCUUUCCUGGAUAUUCCACUGGAAGUGGAAAAGAGCACCAGUGAAUAUUCCAUUGUUUCUGUCAGCCAAUUCAGGCCUGAAAAAGAUCAUCCUUUGCAAAUCAGAGCCUUUGCUAAAUUGCUGAAAGAGAAGAGAGUGGGGCAGGAGCCAUCACUGAAGCUGAUCUUAAUUGGUGGCUGUCGUAACCAGCAAGAUGAAGAGCGUGUAAACAACCUGAAAUGUCUGUGUGAAGAGCUGGGAGUUAGUGAUGAUGUGGUGUUCAGGAUUAACAUUCCCUUUGAGGAGCUGAAGAGACACCUGGCUGAGGCCACCAUUGGCCUGCACACCAUGUGGAAUGAGCACUUUGGGAUCGGAGUUGUUGAAUGUAUGGCAGCUGGCACAGUUAUCCUGGCUCACAAUUCUGGUGGCCCCAAAUUAGACAUCGUGGUACCCCAUGAAGGACGUGUUACAGGCUUCUUAGCAGAAGACGAGGACAGUUAUGCUGAGACAAUGGCUUACAUAUUUUCUUUGUCUCCUGAGAAAAGACUGGAGAUCAGAGAAAAUGCUCGUCGCUCUGUGCACAGGUUUUCUGACCAGCAUUUUGAAGACACAUUCCUGUUAUCCGUAGAGCCGUUAUUUAAAUAAGUGUAAAUAAGUAAUGAACAUGAGUAAAAUUAACUUUUUAUAUAUGACUGUAUGGCACAUGUAAAUAUAUCUAAGCUAUGAUUCCUUGGUUCCAUUAAAUAAAAAGUUGUUUUUCUUUC
This is a messenger RNA of Vidua chalybeata, 3770 nucleotides long. RefSeq names its product ALG11 alpha-1,2-mannosyltransferase (gene ALG11). The record is from RefSeq and is a predicted model, not a curated record. Bases 2179 to 3651 code for a protein of 490 amino acids. NCBI's taxonomy places the organism in Eukaryota, Metazoa, Chordata, Aves, Passeriformes, Viduidae. Gene Ontology annotation, molecular function: GDP-Man:Man(3)GlcNAc(2)-PP-Dol alpha-1,2-mannosyltransferase activity. The transcript is spliced from 4 exons. Gene Ontology annotation, biological process: protein N-linked glycosylation. Gene Ontology annotation, cellular component: endoplasmic reticulum membrane.